UUGGAGUCUUUGUCUGAGUCAAACCUACAGCGAAAGAUUCUCAGGAUAGAUUCCCGACACAGUGUUCUUCAUCUUAUUCCUACGUGCAAUGUCCAGCUGGUAAUGUAAAUUAAUCGCUUGAAAUUCAGCCAUGGAAAUUGAAGAGCAAGAGCUCUGAGACGAGGAAACUACUAGCAGCUUCAACUCGGCCCCCCACACACGCGAUCACUCCCGACCAACAUUUUAUAACAUUGACUUCUUGCACCUCACCGGAAGCUUCUGCUUUCAAUUCCCGUUUCCUCGGUCCAUCUUCAAUCCGAAAACCCCUCUUCGGCGUUCGUCCGUACUUUUUUCCUUCGCCCAUCUCAUGAAUACCAGCCGGCCGUAAACUGGUUCUGCGUUCUGUGGCCGAAGCGCUUACUGAUGACUGUCUCCCGGAACCGGGACUUGUGAACCUUCCCUUUGAAUUCCUCUGGAAGUUCUUUGCCUUGCGAGCUCGAUGGACUUUGACGUCGGACUAAAGGAUGUGGGCUUCGCGGUGCUUCAGGAACUGUGGAACCGGGUGGCUAAGCAGGCAGUGGAGCUAUCCGCCGAGACAAGAGACGUAAUGUUUGAGAAGAACAGCUUCCAGGAGUUCUCCAGGAACAUUUCUCAGCUUAACAUUCUCCUCCGUGCAUUGGACGCGAAGAAGAUCGAAGCUGCGAUAGGCGUGCAGCUCACGGAAAUGGCCCUUGACACCCUCAGUACCCAGCUCCAGCGGGGCCGGAGGAUAGUCCAGAACUGCAAGUCUAGGAGCCGCCUGAGGGUCCUCCUCCACUCGGGUUCAGUUCUCCAGCAAAUGCAAGUACUCUCUAAGGAGAUUGCAGUGACAAUCUCGUCGUUUCAGUUGAUGAAUCUUGGAAUCAGCUCGAACCUGAAGAGCAUGAAUAAAGGAAUAAUUCAUGGUCUAAGAUCAACUGAGUUUCGAUCCUCAAUAGCCACUGAGACGAUCAUGGCAGAGAUAGAGAGAUCAAUGACCGAGGACAGAAAGGACCGUGAUAACUCCAUGAAACUACUGGAGAGGAUUGCAGAAGCCGUUGGAUCAACAAGCGGCGGCAACAUGGCCUUGAUAAGGGAGGAGCUGGCGAUACUGAAGCGGGAGAAGGAGGAGAUGGAGGCCCAGAAGAAAGAGGCUGAGGCCCUCCAACUGUCUCAGCUCAUUCAGCUGCUUUACAGCACUGAGUUGGUCGCAAGCCCGCCAUCUGCCAAUGAAAACGCUAAUAUAGCUCCCCGCAAUUACCUGGUCGAUUCCUUCGUGUGCCCUCUUUCCAAGAAGAUGAUGAGGGAACCUGUUGCAAUUCUAUGUGGGCACAGCUUCGAGCGCCGGGCCAUUGAGGAGCACUUUGAGAAGGGCGAGAGGACCUGCCCCACUUGCAAGGAGGAGCUCGAGUCUAUCGAUGUCACUCCCAACCUCACCCUUCGGGGUUCCUUAGAGGAAUGGAGGCGAAGGGACAGGGACUUGAGGUUCGAGAGUGCUGUCCAUGCAAUAGAUUCCGAUGACUGCUCCCAGCAGAAUAGAGCCUUGGAAGACUUGCAGUCUCUGAUGGAAACGCCAUCCUACACAACGAGGAUAGUGCAAGAGAAUCUCAUCUGGAAGUUUGUGAACUUUCUGAAGGACGAUAGCCUAAACACCACGGCCGCGCUGAGAUGUCUGAAUUGUUUAGCAAGACACUCUGAAGACAGUAAGGAAGCUAUUGCGGAGGCGGGGGGCCUUCGCUUGAUCAUUAAACGGCUCUACAAGGGUGAAACUGAAGUCGAUGCUCUUGGAGUCCUGUUGGAAUUGUCUACAAAAGAAGCAGUUGCAGAAAAGAUUGGGAGCACCAAGAGCUGCAUUCCUCGUUUGAUUUCGAUGCUGAAUCACAGCACUGAGGAUGUCAAGGAGAAAGCCCAGGAACUGCUGCAGAACCUCUCAUUUAACACUCACUUCGUGGUUAAAAUGGCAGAAUCGGGACAUUUUCAUCCAUUUGUUGCCCGCUUUAACCAAGGACCCCAAGAAACGAGGGCUUUGAUGGCAGCAGCCCUGUUUCAGAUGCCGCUCAAGGAGAACGGCGUUUUGGAACUGAAAAACGAGCAGUUCAUGCACAACCUUGUACAGAUGCUUUCCUCAAACUCGCCUGCAUCUAAGGCUGCAUCCCUCAAGACCACCAAGAAGCUCAUGGCCUAUCCCGAGCUGGUGAAGCUGCUUGUGGCGGACCCUGCUACAAUCCCACUCAUCCUUGGAGUCAUCCUCUACGGUAAGUCAGAUCCCCACCUGAAGGAGUCCGUGGAGAUCCUCGCCCUAUUGGUUGGGUCCAGCGAGAACUCCGAUUUCCAGGUAUUUCAAGGCUUAAAAGAACUGCAAUCAGAGCACAAUGUGGGUCUCUUCUUGCAGCUCGUCUUUAGUUCCGAUCUGCAGACCAAGAUACCUUUCUUGAAGUUGCUGGUCGAGCUUGGUCGCAAAUCAGAUGCCGCCAGGGACCUAAUGCGGUCCAAUGACAACUUCAUCAUUCACCUGUUCUCAUGCCUCAGCAGCGAUCAGAAGGGCAACAUAAGAGUUUGGGCCAUGAAGCUGAUUCACAGCAUAUCAGAAGGCCACAAUAAUGGUGUCCCACUCCCGAUUUCCCCCGGGAAGGAAACGACAGUAAAUACACUUGCGUCAAUCCUUGCCAACUCCCCUCUUGUUGAAGAGAGAUCCAUCGCUGCUGCAAUCAUCAGUGAACUCCCCAAGGAUGAUCCUGUGAUCGAUGAAAUAUUAUGCAGAUCGGAAACUCUGAAGGCCAUCUUUGAGGUCAUCUGUGCCAUGGAUAUGGAGAGUGAUCACAUUGGAAUGGAACCCUGCCAAGGGACAACCCUCUUGGAGGAUGCAUUGGCGGCUCUAUUGCGGUACACAGAACCCACAAAGCCUGAGCUCGGGAGGCAAGUCGGAAAGCUCAAGAUGUACCCUUCCCUAGUCCGUGUAUUAUCAACCGGAAGUUCACUAGCUAAGCAGAGGACUGCGAUUGCCCUAGCCCAACUAUCCCAGUCCACAGGUCCAUCGGUCUCCCUAGAACCAGUUGAAACCAGCAGCUCAUUCCAGUUCUCGCCCUUGACAAGUUUGUUAGGUAGGAUUUCUGGAUGCUGUUUGGCCUCAUCUGAGAUUGAUUACUCAUGUCCUGUCCAUGGCAUUGCCUGCUCGCCACGAGACACUUUCUGCCUCGUGAAGUCCGAUGCAGUGAAGCCCCUCGUGAGAUCAUUGAGCGAGACUGAGUCUGGAGUUCAGGAGGCUGCUCUCAUGGCUUUGGAGACUCUGUUAGCAGACCCGAUAACUCGUUCCCGUGCAACCUCCACAAUCAUUGACAGCCAAGGAGUGGCAGCAAUCUUUCAGGUUCUCGAGAAGGGGCCGUUGCCGGCAAAGUCGAAGGCACUCGACCUCCUCGAGAAGAUCCUGAGCCCAGGGCACGCCAUUGACCAAACAUUAUUCCGGAGGGUGGAAGGAUUCCUCAUCCAACUCCUCCACGACGAUGACCUCAAGAAGAAAGCAGCGCUGGUGCUUAGACAGAUGAAACUGAUCCCACACCAGUCGUCUUACUUCUGAACCGACUUCAAGCUUACACCCCGGUGGCUAUUUCAUUUUAUAUAACAAUCCCGAGUUUCAUGUACUUACACAUGUUCGAUUGUAUAGACAUCUCAAUAAAUCCAAUGCAGGUCAAAGAUUCUUUUAUUUGCACUUG
Messenger RNA from Punica granatum (pomegranate), 3707 nucleotides. The record is from RefSeq and is a predicted model, not a curated record. Lineage: Eukaryota; Viridiplantae; Streptophyta; Magnoliopsida; Myrtales; Lythraceae.